UUUGAAGAUCUCUUGCGGGAAUCUCCCCUGCCCGUCCCGUGGUACAGCCUUUGGAAUUCCACCCGCUGGCUCUGGGUCCAUUCCACUCCUCCCAGCUUAUCCAACCUCCCCCCUUCCUCGAUAAUUCGCCUAUCACCACCGCCCCCCUCGGCACCACCACCAGCAGCAGCUCACCAGCGCAGCCGCUUUCCCUUGCUUUCCUGGAGCCAUAUCAUGGAAUAACGGUCUCGUCGGCCUCCGUCAAUCAGCUCGAACGCCCUUUCCUCUCUUCCGCCUCUUGCGUGGUUCGGAAUCUUGUGUCGAACAAACUAGCUGGUUCACAUAGUUGGUGCCCUCCCAGGUGGUCGGGUCCAACAUGUCUUCCAGGCGGGAUAGCAGAGACUACGAAGACGAUUCCUUCGACGAUGCGCCCGAAGCCCCGAGUUCGCAAAACAGCCUGAAUGUUUCCAUCCCCCAGAGCUCUUCUACACGGUCCUUGACAGACAGCCCCCCCAGCGGAUCGAAUGUGGCGACGCCUCAAUUGACGGAAGCUCCCCCGCUACCGGGAAUCUCUCCAGACGAAUACGAUACGGCCGGCGACACAGAUGAUGCCAGCGCGGGCAGACAAUCAGAAACGGAGGAUACCCCUCGCAAACAGAAGAAGUCCCCUCUCCUGACCGCGCACCGGCUAUCGACCACCUCCCUCGAUGAUGUCAAUCUCGCCAGCAGCAACAAGGAGGAUGGAUCGAUGGAAGACCAGCGUUUGAGCCAGGAGCUCAAAUCCGGUUCCUCCCCCCCUCUACCUUCUCGCGAUUCUAUGUCGUCUCACAGCUCGCGCGCUCAGAGCUUCCCUAGCAACUCCUCCAGUGCGCCUGCGAAUAAAAAUUCAGCCCCCGUUGCGCCUCCGCCUCCGCCAACUAGGUCCUUUACCAGCCCGUUCUCCUGGCUUUCUCGGAACUCCUCGAGUGGAAAGGACGUCAAAUCCCCUCCGGCACAGCCUCGCCGGAACACAGCUGCCUCUAUCUCUACAAUCUCGAGUAACCCGGACAGGCACCACGAUGGCGAGGACGCGGAUGGCCCGAGGAAGCCUAGACGCAGUAGUCUGAAGGACCAAUUCAAACAGCUGAGAAUGCGGGAGGAAGGACAUGCGGAGAAUGACGAAGGCAGUGUCGCGUCGGGACGUGCAAGUUUCAGUCAGCCCGCUGGAAGUCCUCCACCCAGUAUUCCGGAGGAGGGAGAGAAUGAUGCUGCAGCCGCCCCGCGGGCGACAUCACCUCCCAAUGGGGCCGUCAACCCCAACCUUGCCCCGGGAACUGUUGCGGGUUUCUCAACAUCUGCGACCGAUGCGUCUGCACCGGUAGACUGGGAGCUCUGGCAGCAACUAGUCAACAAUGGUACGCCGGCACUGAAGGGAGGGAGCUCGGAGACCUUGAAUGCAGCCAUCAAGCGAGGAAUCCCACAGACCAUCCGGGGAGUGAUAUGGCAGGUCCUAGCCGACAGCAGAAACCCCGAGCUUGAAGAGGUCUACCGCGAUCUCGUUGCUCGUGGCACGGACAAGGAAAGGCAGCGCACCCCCAAUGGUACGAUCAAUGGGGCCGCAGAGAAGGACUCGGUGGCCUCUUCGUCUCGCUCGUCUGUUCGUUCUGAACGCUCUCCUUCGUUGGCUCAUUCUAUGAAUGGCUCACCGAGUCCUUCUUAUGAGUUGGAUCCCGAAAAGCUGUCCAAGGAGCAGGCUGCGCACGAAGCAGCUCGCAAGAAGAAGGAGAAGGAAGAAGUGACCAAGCUAGAAAAAACCAUUCGUCGCGAUUUGGGCGCUCGCACGAGUUAUUCUCGCUAUUUCGUAUCGCAGGGGAACCAAGAAGGGUUGUUCGGCCUUUGCAAGGCGUACGCCCUGUACGAUGAGGCAGUGGGGUAUGCUCAGGGAAUGAAUUUCAUUGCUAUGCCGUUGCUGUUUAAUAUGGACGAGGCGGAAGCUUUCACGCUCCUCGUGAAGCUGAUGAACCAAUACGGGCUGCGGGAGCUUUUUAUUCACGACAUGCCGGGCCUCCAUCGCUGUCUGUACCUAUUCGAGCGCCUGCUGGAGGACUUCGAGCCGGCUCUCUAUUGUCAUCUCCGGCGACGCGGCGUGCCCCCGCAGCUCUACGCCACCCAGUGGUUCCUGACACUUUUUGCCUACCGAUUCCCCCUCCAACUCGUCCUCCGCGUCUACGAUCUCAUCUUCGAGGAAGGCCUUGAGAACACCCUCCUGAAAUUCGCGCUGGCCAUCAUGCACCGGAAUGCCGACGCGCUGCUGGAAAUGAAGGACAUGGCGCCUCUGACAACUUUCUUGAAGGAGCGCUUAUUCGACGUGUACAUUGAUAAACAACCCUCGGCGUCUUCAAUCCUCGAGUCUGGUUUCUUCGGAAGCUCGGGGUCCGCGGACAAGGAGAUCUACCGUGCCGACAUCAUGGUCCAGGAUGCCUGUGCUAUCCCCAUCGAGGCCGAAACGAUUGGCAUAUACACGGCAGAAUGGGAGGAGCAGGUGCGGGCCGAGCGGGAGCGCGAAGCCGAGCUCGAACACCUUAAACACACCGUGGCGGUCCAGAGUGCGCGGGUCCGGCUACUGGAGGAGCAAGCGGAGGCCUCUGACAAGGAACAUGUGCAGCUUGCAUCCGAGCUAGUUCACCUCAAGGUGGAGAACGAGGAACUAACGGACAUGAACGACGCGAUGAAAAUGCAGGUCAAGGAGCUGAAGAAGGUGGUAGACCAACAGCCCGCCGAAGUCGAAGAGAAGCUGCGGACUGAAAUGGAUCGCAUCAUGAAGCGCAACCUCGAGGUCCAGAACGAGAACCGAUCGAUGGUUGAGCAAAUGGCGGAGAUGGAGAAGGAGCUGGUGGAGGCCAAGAUGAAAUGGGCGGAGAUUCACGAUGACCACGAGAACCUGAAACAGAAAUGGAGCGAUCUCCGACGGGCUCUCGACUGAGCCGUGACAUGUAUGACCUGACUUUAGCGGGUGUUGCCUGGCUUCGCUGCUUUCCUCCUCCCUUCCUCCGUCGAUCUCCGUUGCCUGUACAUUUUCAGCGGCUGGCCAGAGGGGCAUUCUUGGGUAACUGUAUUUUCGAACCAAGGCACCAUGGGCGAGGACUAUGUUGUUAAUUGUAUCAUGUUCAUGUUUUCUCUUUUUUUUUUUCCCCGCUCGAGUCAUCGGCAGCGAACCGGACCCGCAUCUAGUGACGAUGAUCCAACAUACAGCCUUGCAUCGGGAAC
Messenger RNA from Aspergillus heteromorphus CBS 117.55, 3225 nucleotides. RefSeq names its product putative GTPase activating protein (Gyp5). Lineage: Eukaryota; Fungi; Ascomycota; Eurotiomycetes; Eurotiales; Aspergillaceae. The coding region runs from base 356 to 2941 and encodes 861 amino acids. The record is from RefSeq and is a predicted model, not a curated record. The transcript is spliced from 4 exons.